This is a messenger RNA of Arabidopsis thaliana (thale cress), 2445 nucleotides long. Its product is annotated as Disease resistance protein (TIR-NBS class). The coding region runs from base 983 to 2245 and encodes 420 amino acids. Gene Ontology annotation, biological process: defense response; signal transduction. NCBI's taxonomy places the organism in Eukaryota, Viridiplantae, Streptophyta, Magnoliopsida, Brassicales, Brassicaceae. The transcript is spliced from 2 exons. Gene Ontology annotation, molecular function: NAD+ nucleosidase activity, cyclic ADP-ribose generating; ADP binding. Gene Ontology annotation, cellular component: nucleus; cytoplasm. The record is from RefSeq and is marked reviewed.
GGGCAACGCGAAUUUCCAUAGGAUCCCUGAGGAACUUUCGAGCCAAAGACAUGUCGUCGCGGAUAAUUUCUCUUCCCAUUUGUUCGACCAACUUGUGCAUGAUAACAGAUCCAUUAGUUGAUAUUUUGAUGAGAGAUUUCUCUGCUAAAACUCUUAUCCACAGGCUGCUCUGAGGUAUGGGGCCAUGAAGAAGGGAAGUGAUUCGCUGGAGAGUGUCUCCAUUGAAGAGACAGACAACAUGAAGGAAUACAUUCUGAUGUGGUUUUGGUAAGCCCUCGUAGCUAAUUUUCAAGAUUUCCAUUAUAUUCUCGUCAAGACUGCUUUCAAGUGCACCCAGUGCUUCUUCCCACUCCUCAGGACUCGCUGUCCUUCCACGGAGAAAUAAUGCAUAGGCUUGAAUGGCAGAAGGAAGCCCGUGAGCAAGCUUAGAAGCUCGGAUUGAGAGUUGGUCAAAACCCUCACAAGGAGGAAGUCCUCCUUCAAAAGCAAUCUGUUUAAACAUCUGGAGGGCAUCCUUAUCAUCCAAGCACUUAACCUCAUAAACGACUUCUACUCCACAGGUAUUGAGCAAGCCCAUAUCUCGAGUGGUUAUGAUAAUUCGGCUCCCAGGACCAAACCAGUUUUUCUCUUUUGCCAAAGCAUGCACCUGCGCCACUUUAUCCACACCAUCAAGCACAAGAAAAACCUUUUGAUUCCCAAGUCUCUUUUUUAUCUCUUGGCAUCCAGCUUCCACGCUCCAUAACCUAAUAUCAUCACAGAGGAUACUGGAGAGCAAUUCUUUUUGCAAAUGCUUUAGAUCAUGGCCAUUGUCUUUACUAACACUCUUAAUGUUUUCUAUGAAACAAUGAGCUGGAAAUUUAGGUGAGAGCUGGUCAUAGAGACACUUAACAAUGGAGGUUUUCCCAAUUCCUCCCAUUCCCCAGAUUCCUACCAGGAGAACCUCAUUGGAUUCCUGAUCCAAGAGAUGAUUAAGACCUUCCAUAUGUCUACUUCUUAUUCUUUUUUGUUGGCUGGAAGAGAGUUGGAUGUGUUCUUGAGUUUCAGCGGUAAGAUAGCUCUUGACGUUGAUUUUGGUUAUGAUUUGUCACGAAAUGGUAUCAAAGCUUUUAAAUCCGAAAGCUGGAAGGAGAGUAGCUUCAAACCAAUUGAUCUACGAACGCUUGAGGCUUUGACAGAGUCCAAAGUUGCAGUUGUCAUGACGUCUGAUGAAGAAGUUUCUUCAGUUGGGUUCCUUGAAGAGCUCAUUGUAAUAAUUGAGUUUCAAGAGAAACGUUCACUCACUGUCAUACCAGUCUUCCUCACAAAACACCCUUUGGAUGUGGAAAAAGUCUCUCAAAUAUUUCCUGAGAGAGCCAAAAUUUGGAGGACUGCAAUUGCCAAACUGGACAACAUAGCUGCACAGUACUCGUUUUCUCGGAAUCUUGCGGUGAUGCACGGAACACACCGGAUCAAGCAGAUUGCUGAUGACAUUAGGCUUAUGUUUCUGUCCUCUGCAUCAAGCGAUUUCAAAGGCCUUGCAGGAAUGGACCGUCACAUGAAAGCAUUGUAUGCGUUGUUGGCUUUAGAAUCUGACGAAAAGGUUCGUACCAUUGGUAUUUGGGGUAGUUCAGGUGUGGGAAAGACAACACUUGCAAGGUACACUUAUGCAGAGAUCUCUGUUAAAUUUCAGGCGCAUGUUUUCCUAGAAAACGUCGAAAACAUGAAAGAAAUGCUUCUACCGUCAGAAAACUUUGAAGGGGAAGAUCUUAGAAGUGUGAAUCAUGAGAUGAAUGAAAUGGCGGAAGCAAAGCAAAAACACCGGAAAGUUCUUUUGAUAGCUGAUGGUGUGAACAACAUUGAACAAGGAAAGUGGAUCGCGGAGAACGCCAACUGGUUUGCUCCAGGAAGUAGAGUCAUUCUAAUCACUCAAGAAAAAAGUUUGCUUGUGCAAUCAGGAGUGAAUCAUGUGUAUGAAGUUGGUUCUCUAAGAUAUGAUGAAGCUCUCCAACUCUUCUCACGUUUUGCUUUCAAGCAGCCAUAUCCUUCUCCUGAUUUUGAACGCCUCUCAGUUCGUGCUGUUCAGCUUGCAGGGUUUCUUCCUGUGACCAUUAGACUGUUUGGUUCGUUUUUAACUGGUAGAGAUAAAGAGGAGUGGGAAGCUACACUGCUUAAACUCAAUGCAAAGCAAGGUAAAGACAUAAAGGAAGUUUGGAAGAUUAUGGAAGCAUUAGAAGAUAAAGAUAUCGUGGAAGCAUCCCAAAGAUAAAACACCUGUAUUAUAUUCCCUUACAUCUUGUUUGGUUUCCUCAAUGAUAAUGCAUGUGCGUCAACGCUUAUAAACGUAGGUAUCAACAAAGCCCAUCUUUUAUAUUUCUUUCGCACAGUUUUGGUCAUGGAGUACACAAUGGUAUUGUGUGUUAUCUCUUAUCUACUUAUAGGUUUAUCUCUGUAAGUCUGUAUAAUCAU